Molecule: messenger RNA, 959 nt
Organism: Blepharisma stoltei
Lineage: Eukaryota; Ciliophora; Heterotrichea; Heterotrichida; Blepharismidae
Source: the annotation of a GenBank genome assembly
AUGAAAAUUGUAAAAUCACAUUUAAAUAAUUACUCAUCAACCGAGUAUAGUAUCUCGUUGGAUCAUAUUCAAAGCCAGUAUAUAUCAAUGUGCUUAAUCUUUGGAAAUGCAAAUUUUUGCUAUGGAAAUUUUACUGCGUUUAUUAUUGAAGAAAAUAAUAAUGUAAGUCAGGUAUCUAAUGCUCCGACUAGCUUAGUGGGUUCUAGCUCAAUUUAUUAUAACUUGCGUUCUCUUUAAAUUGGAGCAACAAAAUUAUCCCAAUUUAAAGGUGGUUAAAUUUUUUUAUAAAAUACCUAAAAUGAAUGCAAUAUUUUUAAAUUUUAAUUUAUUAUAUAUAUAUUUAAUUCAAAAUAUUAAUCAAAUCAGUGUACUAAUUGUUUAAAUAGCAUUUUAAAUGAGGUCAAAGCUAUUUAUAUAAAAAUUAAAUUUACCAUUGAAAAAUUAAUAUUUUGUUCCAAAUUAAAGGGUGGAGUAAGAAUGGCGUCUAUAUUUUUGGAGGAUGAUCAAGUAUGGCUACAAUUCACGCAUCCAAGUAUAGUUUAAAAAAUGGCACUUGGAAAAAUUUAAACAUUAUGCCAGCUUUUUCUUCAUUCGUAUCUUUUGCAGAAAAAAAAAUAUGAUUAUCCGGAAGGGAGCACUCAAAGACAUAUUGCUAUGAUAUAAUUCAAAAUAAUUACACUGAACUGCAAAGUGUUAAAGCAAACUAUACCAAAAUUUUAUGUGGAAAUAGAAAGAACUAUUAUGUGAUAGAAGCAUGCGGAAAUAUUUAUGAAAGUGAUUAUGAAAGCGAUUUUGAAUGGAUGAUGUGGAAAGAAUUAGGAAGCUCAGAAAUUGAAAAUACCCCGCUGAUUGGAUGCAAAGUGAGAUGACAAGGUAAGGUUUAUUUUGCGUUUAGCAAUUAUAAUUUAUAUGAGUUUGACUUAAGAGAAAAGAAAAUUCAGAAGAUUAAAACAAUUUAA